Molecule: messenger RNA, 2037 nt
Organism: Miscanthus lutarioriparius
Lineage: Eukaryota; Viridiplantae; Streptophyta; Magnoliopsida; Poales; Poaceae
Source: the annotation of a GenBank genome assembly
AUGGCGCCCGACCGCCCCUUAGAAGCCUUCCGCGCCGCCGCCCGUGGCGCCAUCGCGCACCUUCACCUUCCCGUCAUCCACAUCCCCGGAUCCAAUUCCAGUCCCAAUCCCAACCCCAAGCAGCAGGAGGAACCCGAGGCCGACUGCCUGCUCCACCUCCACGUCGUCGUCACCAACUUCCUCCACAAGCCCCUCAAGUCAUUCGCCAGGUGCUUCAAGCCCAAGCGGCGGGGAGGCAAACACUCCCCGCCGCUCCACUGGGAUCACAGCAAUGGCGCCACCCCGCAGCAGCAGCUGGAGCUCCUGCUCUGCAUUGCGUUCGACGCCUUCGCCCACAACCUGCACUUGCUGGAGGACGCCUGCAGGCAGAAAAGUGAAGAAUUUGGUAUGGCUACCCGACAGUUGGAGCAAUUUGUGGUUCUCAGGAAGGUAAUCGAUGGGAAGAGGGCCGACUUCGAUGGGUUCCUUUCCAACCUGGGCUUUGCAAAGGUUGGGGCACCGCCAGCAAGGAUCAUGGGUGGUGCGUCCCCUGUCCCAGCACCAGCACCGGUCAGCGACCAGGAGGAUGGUGCUGGAAUUGGGGACGACGAGGGCGUGGACAAAGCUAGCGGUACACAACAGCAGGCACAGAGAUUGCCUGCCCGGUUGCUUAACAUUCCUUUGUCGAAUGUGGAGCGUCUGCGGUCUACACUGUCUGCAGUUUCACUGACGGAGCUCAUUGAAUUAGUCCCGCAGCUGGUGAGCAGAUCAUCAACAUCGCCAGAUGCACAUCCUGACAAGAAGAGGCUUUUCUCAGUGCAAGACUUCUUCAGAUAUGCAGAAAUUGAAGGAAAGCGGUUCUUUGAAGAGUUAGACAGAGAUGGUGAUGGCCAAGUCACUCUAGAAGAUCUCGAAAUUGCAAUGAGGAAGAGGCGGUUACCAAGGAGCAAGUCUGGAACACUUCACAAGAAUCAAAUUUUGACUUCCUUGAAAGGUGCUGGACUUCCGCCAAUGAAGAUAAUGCCGCUGCCAUGCUCACGGUAUCUAAAUUCUGAUUCAGAAGGAUCAAUCUCAUAUGGCCAUUUCCGAACUUCAUGCUUCUACUUCCUUGAGAACGCCUUUGAGGAUGAUCCUCGGAACAUUUGGUUUGAAGCAGCCACUGUUGUUGCUGUCCCCCCACCUAUAGAAAUAUCCACAGGAAGUGUUUUGAAGUCUGCUCUAGCUGGAGGUCUUGCAAGUGCACUCUCUACCUCUCUGCUGCAUCCUAUUGAUUCAAUGAAGACACGUGUCCAAGCAUCUACGCUCUCAUUUCCAGAGCUCAUUUCAAAGCUUCCACAAAUUGGGCUUCGAGGAUUGUAUCGAGGUUCUAUCCCAGCAAUUCUCGGCCAGUUUUCAAGCCAUGGCUUGAGGACAGGAAUCUUUGAAGCAAGCAAGCUUGUAUUAAUUAAUGUUGCUCCAACACUUCCAGAGAUUCAGGUGCAAUCAAUUGCGUCCUUCUGCAGCACAGUCCUAGGGACUGCAGUCCGUAUCCCUUGUGAGGUUCUUAAGCAGCGUUUGCAGGCUGGAAUAUUCAACAAUGUAGGGGAGGCGAUUGUUGGCACCAUGCGACAAGAUGGCCCAAAGGGAUUUUUUCGCGGCACUGGGGCCACACUGUGUCGCGAGGUUCCUUUCUAUGUUGCUGGAAUGUGCCUCUAUGCAGAAGCUAAGAAGGCAGCACAACAUGUUUUGAAGAGAGACUUGGAAGCAUGGGAAGUAGUGACAGUUGGAGCAUUGUCUGGAGGACUUGCGGCAAUAGUGACCACUCCCUUUGAUGUGAUGAAGACUAGGAUGAUGACUGCCCCUCCAGGCACACCAGUGUCUAUGCAGAUGAUAAUCUUCUCCAUCCUUCGAAACGAGGGUCCACUUGGACUCUUUAAGGGCGCGAUCCCCCGCUUCUUCUGGAUUGCUCCUCUUGGAGCAAUGAACUUUGCAGGCUAUGAGCUUGCCAAGCAGGCAAUGAUCAAAGAUGAGAACAAGUCCAGUGAGUCAACACAAGAGAACUUGCCAAGAAAGCAGUGA